Molecule: messenger RNA, 7875 nt
Organism: Siniperca chuatsi (mandarin fish)
Lineage: Eukaryota; Metazoa; Chordata; Actinopteri; Centrarchiformes; Sinipercidae
Product: transcription activator BRG1
Exons: 34
Coding region: 446-5473 (1675 amino acids)
Biological process (GO): positive regulation of transcription by RNA polymerase II
Cellular component (GO): nucleus
Molecular function (GO): transcription factor binding; ATP binding; ATP-dependent chromatin remodeler activity
Source: RefSeq, a predicted model, not a curated record
GGGUUCCUAACGUCGAAUUCAUUAUAAUCUAGUUAUAAUCUAGCAGUCUUAUACAUACUAAUUAAUGAAACAAAUUAUUUAAAAGAAAAGUUAAAGAUUUGAUGAUUUUAGCAUUUGAAGUUUUUUUUUCUAAGGGUUGAUUAGAACUUGCAGACUCAUAUCCUAUACUCUUUAAGCUGUAUAAUGAAACUAACAUUUGAGGAUACCUGUAAAUGACUAUUUACAAACACUGUAUAAGCCUACAGUACAGACUUGAUGCACAGUGUGAAUAAAGCGUGGCUGUCGCUGCGCACGCAUGCGCGCUGCCUGACAGCCGUGACUAGACAUUCGGUCAUAGGAGCGGUGGAGGGGGCGCUCGAGCCACGUCGGUGAAACAAAUCAACGCUUGAAGGCAGAUUACAAAGAGGGUCCCUGCUGCUCAUUCAGGAGCAGGAGAUCCAGGGCGAUGUCAACGCCAGAUCCCCCCAUGGGAGGCACCCCUCGCCCAGGUCCUUCCCCUGGUCCGGGUCCCUCUCCUGGGGCUAUGCUGGGCCCCAGCCCUGGACCCUCUCCAGGCUCCUCUCACAGUAUGAUGGGCCCCAGCCCUGGCCCUCCAUCCUCUGGACACUCCCAGGCAGGACCUUCUGGAUAUGGCCCGGACAACAUGCACCCUCUGCACAAACCCAUGGAGAGCAUGCAUGAGAAGAGCAUGAGUGAGGAGAGCCGCUUCAGUCAGAUGAAGGGACUGUCUAUGAGACAGGGUGGGCACAGUGGUAUGGGCCCCCCACCCAGUCCUCUAGACCAACACUCGCAAGGAUACCACUCUCCAUUAGGUGGCUCUGACCACUCCAGCCCUGUCCCUUCAAAUGGUCCUCCCUCUGGACCUCUUAUGCCAUCAUCCUCUUCUUCCUCCUCCUCUGGUGGUCCUAGCUCUGCCUCUGCACCUUUAGAUGGCCCCAGUGGAGAUCAACACACUCUGGGUCCCAAUAACCGGUCUGUCCCUCCAGGUAGCUCCGGCCCAGGCCCCAGUCCUGGACCCAGUCUUGGCUCCAGUGUCACCAGCCUUGGAUCUGGCCUUGAAUCUGGAGGCCCUACAGGUCCUGUUGGUCCUGGUGGCCCUGGUGGCCCUACUCCCUUCAACCAGAACCAGCUUCACCAACUCAGAGCCCAGAUCAUGGCUUAUAAGAUGCUGGCCCGGGGACAGCCCCUUCCAGACCACCUCCAGAUGGCUGUCCAGGGGAAGAGGCCAAUGCCUGGGAUGCAGCAGCCGCAGCCCAUGCCCAGCCUAGCUCCUGGAGCUGGAGGCGGGCCAGGAGGUGGACCAGCAGGACCAGGACCAGGGCCUGGGCCAAUGGGCUCAGGCUACAGUCGAGUUCACGGAAUGAUAGGUCCCAACAUGCCUCCUCCAGGCCCAUCGGGUACUCCAGCUGGGAUGCAGGGGCAAAACCCAAACGGACCUCCCAAGUCCUGGCCUGAAGGCCCCAUGGUUAAUGCAGCAGCCCCCUCCAACGCACCCCAAAAGCUGAUUCCCCCUCAGCCCACUGGCCGGCCUUCUCCUGCCCCCCCUUCGGUUCCCCCAGCUGCCUCACCAGUAAUGCCUCCACAGACCCAGUCCCCCGGCCAGCCGGCACAGCCUACUCCCAUGAUGCCUUACCACGCCAAGCAGAACCGAAUUACCCCCAUUCAGAAACCUUGUGGCCUCGACCCAGUGGAUAUACUGCAGGAAAGGGAGUACAGGUUACAGGCUCGUAUCACUCAUCGUAUUGCUGAACUGGAGAACCUGCCGGGUUCUCUGGCUGGUGAUUUACGGACCAAAGCUACUAUAGAGCUCAAAGCCCUCCGACUGCUGAACUUCCAGAGACAGCUGCGUCAAGAGGUGGUGGUGUGUAUGCGCCGUGACACAGCACUGGAGACCGCCCUUGACGCCAAGGCCUACAAGCGAAGCAAACGUCAGUCUCUGCGGGAGGCCCGCAUCACAGAGAAACUGGAGAAACAACAGAAGAUUGAGCAAGAGCGCAAACGCAGGCAGAAACAUCAGGAGUACCUCAACAGCAUCCUGCAGCAUGCCAAAGACUUCAAAGAGUACCACCGUUCCAUCACAGGCAAAAUGCAGAAACUGACCAAAGCUGUGGCCACCUAUCAUGCCAACACUGAACGGGAGCAGAAGAAAGAGAAUGAGCGCAUUGAGAAAGAGAGGAUGAGGAGGCUUAUGGCUGAGGAUGAGGAGGGCUAUCGUAAACUGAUUGACCAGAAGAAGGACAAGCGUCUGGCGUACCUGCUGCAGCAAACUGACGAGUAUGUCGCCAACCUCACCGAGCUGGUCAGAGCUCACAAAGCUGCGCAGGCCCUCAAGGAGAAGAAGAAGAAAAAGAAGAAAAAGAAGAAGUUGGAGAUUGCUGAGGGUCAGACUCCUGCCUUGGGUCCGGAUGGAGAGCCUCUGGAUGAGACGAGUCAGAUGAGUGACCUGCCUGUGAAGGUCAUCCAUGUAGACAGUGGGAACAUCCUGACAGGAUUGGACGCACCUAAAGCUGGACAGCUGGAGACCUGGCUGGAGAUGAACCCUGGUUAUGAGGUGGCUCCCCGCUCAGACAGUGAAGACAGUGAGGAGGAGGAAGAGGAGGAGGAGGAAGAGGAGGAGCCUCAGCCAUCAUCUGCUCUGGUGGAGGAAAAGAAGAAGAUUACAGAUCCUGACAGUGAAGAUGUGUCAGAGGUGGAUGUCCGACACAUCAUCGAAAAUGCUAAACAGGAUGUGGAUGACGAAUAUAGCGGUGCAGCAUUCGCCCGUGGGCUCCAGUCUUACUAUUCUGUGGCUCACGCUGUCACAGAGAAGGUGGAGAAACAGUCCAGUUUGUUAAUAAAUGGACAACUCAAACAGUAUCAGAUUAAAGGUCUGGAGUGGCUGGUUUCCCUCUACAACAAUAACCUCAAUGGGAUCCUGGCAGAUGAGAUGGGUCUGGGAAAAACCAUCCAGACUAUCGCCCUCAUCACGUACCUCAUGGAGAACAAACGGCUCAACGGACCCUACCUCAUCAUUGUACCCCUCUCAACUCUUUCUAACUGGGUGUACGAGUUCGACAAGUGGGCACCGACGGUCGUGAAAGUGUCCUACAAGGGGUCUCCUGCUGCCAGAAGAGCCUUCGUCCCCCAACUGCGUAGUGGCAAGUUUAACGUUUUACUCACCACUUACGAGUACAUCAUCAAGGACAAACAAGUACUGGCCAAGAUUCGUUGGAAGUACAUGAUCGUGGACGAGGGCCACCGUAUGAAGAACCACCACUGUAAGCUGACCCAGGUCCUGAACACCCACUACCUGGCCCCACGGCGAGUCCUGCUGACAGGAACGCCGCUGCAGAACAAACUACCUGAGCUCUGGGCAUUGCUAAACUUCCUCCUGCCCACCAUCUUCAAGAGCUGCAGCACCUUCGAGCAGUGGUUCAACGCCCCUUUCGCCAUGACUGGAGAGAAGGUGGACCUUAAUGAGGAGGAGACCAUCUUGAUUAUCCGUCGUCUCCACAAAGUGCUUCGCCCCUUCCUGUUACGCAGAUUAAAGAAGGAAGUGGAGGCACAGCUUCCAGAGAAGGUGGAAUACGUGAUCAAGUGUGACAUGUCAUCUCUUCAGAGGGUGCUGUACAGGCACAUGCAGGCCAAGGGGGUCCUGCUCACUGAUGGAUCAGAGAAAGACAAGAAGGGUAAAGGAGGCACAAAGACACUGAUGAACACCAUCAUGCAGCUGAGGAAGAUCUGUAACCACCCUUACAUGUUCCAGCAAAUAGAGGAAUCCUUCUCUGAACAUUUAGGAUUCUCUGGUGGGAUAGUCCAGGGUCCUGACUUGUAUCGGGCAUCAGGAAAGUUUGAGGUGUUGGAUCGAAUCCUUCCAAAGCUGAGAGCCACAAACCACAAAGUGCUGCUCUUCUGUCAGAUGACCUCGCUCAUGACCAUCAUGGAGGACUACUUUGCAUAUCGCAACUUCAAGUAUCUGCGCCUGGAUGGCACUACGAAGGCUGAGGAUAGAGGAAUGUUACUGAAAACAUUCAAUGACCCGGGGUCAGAGUACUUUAUCUUCCUCCUGAGCACAAGAGCCGGAGGCCUUGGCCUCAACUUGCAGUCUGCUGACACUGUAGUUAUUUUUGACUCUGACUGGAACCCACAUCAGGACCUGCAGGCUCAGGACAGAGCCCACCGUAUCGGUCAACAGAACGAGGUGCGUGUACUGCGUCUCUGCACUGUCAACAGUGUGGAGGAGAAAAUCUUGGCCGCUGCUAAGUACAAACUGAAUGUGGACCAGAAGGUCAUCCAGGCCGGCAUGUUCGAUCAGAAGUCUUCCAGCCACGAGCGCAGGGCCUUCCUGCAGGCCAUCCUGGAACACGAGGAGCAAGACGAGGUCUGGGGUCAGGAAGUGUGUCUACGCAUGAAUGAGGAGGAUGAGGUACCAGAUGACGAGACGGUCAACCAGAUGAUUGCCAGGAGUGAGGAGGAGUUCGAUCAGUUUAUGCGUAUGGACCUAGACCGGCGUCGUGAGGAGGCCCGUAACCCACGGCGAAAACCUCGUCUGAUGGAGGAGGACGAGCUGCCCACUUGGAUCAUGAAGGACGACGCUGAGGUUGAACGGUUGACCUGCGAGGAGGAGGAGGAGAAAAUGUUUGGACGAGGUUCUCGGCAGCGAAAGGAGGUGGACUACAGCGAUUCACUGACCGAGAAGCAGUGGCUCAAGGCCAUCGAGGAGGGCACACUGGAGGAGGUGGAGGAAGAGGUACGUCACAAAAAGACAACCCGCAAGAGGAAGCGGGACCGCGACCUGGAUCUCCCUGGUCCCUCCUCUUCCUCCGGGGGACGAGGACGAGGGGACAAAGAUGAAGAUGGGAAGAGGCAGAGGAAGAGGGGACGACCGCCUGCUGAGAAACUCUCCCCCAACCCCCCCGCCCUCACAAAGAAGAUGAAGAAGAUCGUGGACGCUGUCAUCAAAUAUAAAGACAGCACCAGUGGGCGUCAGCUGAGCGAGGUGUUCAUCCAGCUGCCGUCUCGAAAAGAGCUGCCAGAGUACUACGAACUGAUCCGCAAGCCUGUGGACUUCAGGAAGAUCAAGGAGAGGAUUCGAGGUCAUCGCUACCGCAGUCUGGGUGACCUGGAGAGAGACGUCAUGCUGCUUUUUCAAAAUGCUCAGACCUUCAACCUGGAGGGAUCACUGAUAUAUGAAGACUCCAUUGUCCUCCAAUCAGUUUUUACCAGUUUGAGGCAAAAGAUCGAGAAGGAGGAGGAAAGUGACGGAGAGGAGAGUGAGGAAGAGGAAGAGGAGCCAGAGGAAGGAUCAGAGUCUGAAUCUCGCUCGGUGAAAGUGAAGAUCCGUCUGGGAAGGAAGGAUAAAGGUGGAGAUCGAGGGAAGGGACGCAGCAGACGAACAGGACGCACCAGAGCCAAACCUGUUGUUAGUGAUGACGACUCUGAGGAUGAGCAGGAAGAGGAGCACUCCCCCAGUGCCACUGAUGAGGAGUCCUGAACUGUACUGUAAUAUGGGAGCGAAAGGGGCAUAAAGGGAUAUUCCACCAACUCAAGCACCGCAUAUACAGUAAAUAAAACAUGCCUCUGCCAACUCCAUCCACCCUCAGUCAAAUGCCAUAGGACUGAAACAGAAGGGAGGUUUGCAAUACUGUCAAUACAGGAACCGAUACAUAUUAUUAAUUGAUUAGUCACAUAGACAUCGCAUGGAAACAGUGCACAUACAAUGUCAUAAAAUACACAAAUUAAUCGGACUAUGAACAUCACUGCAUUAAACGUUUUCUGUUUCUCUGCUGAGUCUCAGUCUGAAAAAGUCUUAACGCAGAGGGAUCAAAUAAGCUUUUUAUGUUUGUGUUCAAUUUUAGGAGAGCUUUUGAUCAGUUUUACUAAGAAUGUUGUCAGUUUACAAGUGUUAAAACACUACUUCAGUGAACCAUAUAACAGCCUAAUCUGUUUACGUGUGUAAAGAGAGAAAACUUAAAAACAUAAGAACAUUUUUGGUAGUUAGGGAUGAGACAAUAUUCAAUAACAGUAUAUAUUGUGAUACGUAAUACAAAUGGUUAUCAUUGUGAUAUCCAAGAACAAAGACAAUAGAGCGCCCCUCCUAUGCUGCCCACUGUGGACUGCACGCAACAGAAAUUUGCAUUUAUUAUGGCAGAAUGUGGAGAUGGAAAAAAGAGACAACCAAACUUUUUCCCCACAUAGUUCAGUUUAAAAAAAGCUGCUAAUGGAAGUAAAGUGUUUUAAAAGAGUGGGAACCAAAGUACAAUCACAACAAACGUACAGACACAGCUACCAAGCACUGUGCAGUUAAGUUUUCUUUGUCAUUUUGGCACAUUUUAAUGCUGUUGGAAGAGGUCUUUAAUGCUAUUUCAAUAAUUAUUACAGAAAAAUAUAAUAUAUUGAGAGAUUUUCAACCAAGAUAAUUGCGCUGUUAAAUUUUCAUAAUCAGCCUUUACUUACUGGGAGUCUUUGUCAGCUCAACUUAGAAAAUAUAUUGCAAAUGCCCUGAAGAGUGAUGUGUAAUUUCACAUUUCGAAUCUAAUUGCAACAAUUACAACAGUACCACUUUACUUUAAGUGGCACUAUAUAAACAUUUAAUAAAUGGAUGGUAACAUACUAUAAUGUAGUUGUUCGCAGCUGUAAGGACAUUUUAAGUGUUUAUUGAUGUACAGUAAUUAUAAUUAUCCUUAUUAUAAUAAAUAUAUAUAUAUAUAUAUAUAUAUAUAUAUAUAUAAUUCUGCUUACAACUACAUUAUAGUGUGUUUUGCACCAUUUAUUAAAUGUUUAUAUACUGCUUAUAAAUGCUAAACAGUGGGACCUUAAGUAAAGUGUUUACAUUACAACUAGGCCAAACAAUCUUUAAGAGGAAUAAAGGUUCAGUUAGUUAAACUCUGACAUAACUGUGUUGUUAACAAACAAGUAACAAGACAUUUCAUUUACUAUGGAGCAUGUAUUUAUUCAGAUUUUCUCAUUGUUUGGCCAAAGUGUAAUAAAAAAUGAGUCCUUAGCUAACCUGAGGAGUAAGAACUGGCGGGAACCAGUAAAGUGAAGAAAACAACAUUGAAUGUAAACAGAAAAUGUUUUGAGACAGAGCUGUGUGUUCACAGAGCUACCAUCUUACUUUACCUUCCCUCUGGACAUACAUGUAAACAAACCUGAUGUUUCACCUCUGCUUUGCUGUGGCGAUGUGUUGCAACAAAACAGCCACUGUGAUUAGCGAGGUGUGUGUACAUCACAUAUUUGUGACCGGGGCUCACUGUUUGAGUUGGAAAUCCAGCCUGCUGUGGGUGCAGGCUGUUUCCAGACUUCUCAGAAGCUCUUUAGCAACUCACCACAGUUAUUUGACUUAAUGGAGUUGCGUCCAGGUCACUCUCCUAAUAUUGUGUAUAUGGUACAGUAUUAAAAUAACCUACUCCACUUGCUGCUGCUUUCCUGUUACACUUCCAAUAUAAGCACUUAUAACUGUUGAUUGUAGACUUAAAGAAUUAUGAGGUCGUAAUUCAUGAAUGAGUACUGUAACUUUAAUUGCUUCUCCUCCAGUUGUUGUGUGGUGGUUUUAGGAUUUCAGAACUGUUUGAUGUACUUUGGCACUUUUCAUGUUUUUGAUUUCAAGACAACGGACCAGAGGGACAGUGGCUCCUCUCUGCUUGUGAAUGCCUCAUGGCUGCAUGGUGUUGGAUAUACUGUAUAGAGUAUUUUUUAGAGUAUAAUGUCAAUGCACGUGUGUACAGCUCGCAAGUUCAGUACUGUACUUUUUUCAUCAUGGUAGGCAACUAGAGAGAAGAACAUACAACCAAAGCUUCAACGUUUUCUCCAGUAAAUUAUUGGAAUCUAUCUGUGUUGUGUUGUGUCAUUGUCGCUGGAACUCAAUACGUAACAAUAAAUUACAGUAAAAGUGAA